This is a messenger RNA of Macadamia integrifolia, 1652 nucleotides long. RefSeq lists its product as uncharacterized. The transcript has 2 exons. NCBI's taxonomy places the organism in Eukaryota, Viridiplantae, Streptophyta, Magnoliopsida, Proteales, Proteaceae. The record is from RefSeq and is a predicted model, not a curated record. The coding region runs from base 729 to 1556 and encodes 275 amino acids.
UUGAUUCCCAAAGGGUCAUAUGUAUUCCAGUAUAUACACAAAAGAGUUCAGGUUGACAAUAUUCAGUUUAACAAGUUGCUGAAUCCAAAUAAGGUACCACAUGUUCAAAUAUUUACCAAAGAUUAGAGUUUAUGCAUGAAGCCAUCUCUGCAUCCCAAGUAAUUUUAUGAUGUGGAGUAAGUAGGUUAUGGUAAAAGGGUUUUUUUAUGUGGCACCAUAGAUUUUGUUUAUUUUGGGAAGUGAACACUCCAAUCUUAUUAAGCAUGAGCUCAUCUCUGCAUCCUACAUUGACGAUGUGGAUGAUCACCUUUUCGAGCUCACAUCCAUGUCUGGUUUAUUGCUAUUUUAUCUGAUGAAUAGUUGCCGUUUCAUAUUUCAUAUUUAGGAGAAGAAUAAAAGAGUCAAAUAAGACACAAGAGAAACCUCUCUCCUUAUUGUAGUGUAAAUCCAUUGCAUUGUCUGUAACUCUUUAUCCCUUGACAAUGAAUAUUUUUUGUAUUUUGCACCUUUGUUUAUGUAAUUUUGGAUGCAGUCUGUGAAUCCCUUCUGACACCAAUGAAAGAUAGAGGGUUGACACCUUCAAUUGUUCUCAUGGGGCUUCAUUGUAUCCUUAUACCUUCUAGAACCUAUCAUAGAUUAAGGGUUAGGGUGCCUUGGUGAAAAUCAGUGUUUUCAAUUUGGAUUUUAAAUUCAUGUUCUUUUUUUUUUUUUGGUAAAAUAGUGAGAAAAUGUCAACUUCAAAACAAGCAGUUAAUGAGACUGCAAAAUGGAGCCAAGCAAAUGUAGACACCCUUAUUGUUCUGAUGGUAGAGGAAGUUAAGAAAGGACAUAGGACUACUUCGACUUUUAAUAAAGCUGGUUGGAACAACAUUGCCAAUAACUUCAAAGAAAAAACUGGGGUCAACUAUGCCAUUGUACAGUUGAAGAAUAAAGUGAACAAACUGAGGCAGGAUUAUAGUCAGUUUAAGAAGUUAUUGGAGACAACUGGUUUUGGUUGGGAUACUGCUUCAAGAACUUGUAUUGUUGAUGAUGAAUCCAUCUGGGAAUCGCAUAUUAAGGAUAACCCUACUUGGGCACGAUUUAAGAAGCACGGACUACCACAAUGGCCAGAACUAUGUAUGGUAUUUGGUGAUACAUAUGCAGACGGCGAAGGAAGUGGGACUCAAACAACCAUGUUGGAAACUUUGGGGGCCAAUGAUGCUAGGAAUAUGAUUGAGUCUUGUGAUGAGUCAAGAUCCGCUGAUGAAGUUACUCCAUUAGGUGACACUCAAACUGAAGCAGUGGAAAAAAGGCCAGUUACUAAGCAUAGGCAUGAUAGGACUCCAAAUGCGAAAAGGAGGAGGAGCAAGUCUAAUGAUUGGUCAAUGGCAUUCAAGGCAAUUCAAGAUAUUAGUAAAUCAAGGGUAGAACGAGAUGCGAGCAUGUCCACUGCUUCAACCCAAAAUGCGGAACAGAUGUAUGGAAUUACUAGGGCCAUGGAGGUGCUUGAGUCAGGAUAUGAGUUAGAUGAAGCACUAUACGAGAAAGCACUUCGGAAGUUAAUGGCUGACCCGUAAUGGAGAGAAGCAUUAAUUUCCUGCCCUCCUCAUCGGAAGUCAAUACUCCUUCGUACCCUUCAGUAGUUUGCUUCUUGAAAAGUUCUUUCAAUUAGA